AUGGUAGACAUAUUUGAUGCUUUGCCGUACAAAUCGUUUCUCUUUCUGUCUCUCCCUCCCUUUAAGGAUUACGUGGGCGCCUUCAUCGUCCUCACAGCAGCCGUGGCCUUCAUCGCUGAAAAAUCCGCAGCUGGCCUUGUAGGUUUGGGUCUCCUCUAUGCACUGACGAUCACCAACUACCUGAACUGGGUAGUGCGAAAUCUGGCUGACAUGGAAGUGCAAAUGGGGGCCGUGAAGAAAGUGAACAGCUUUCUCAACAUGGAGUCUGAGAAUUACGAAGGCACAAUGGCCCCGCUCCUGAUACCCAAGGACUGGCCGCAAGAAGGGGAAAUCAAGAUCGAAAACCUAUGCGUCCGCUACGAGAAUAACCUGAAGCCCGUUCUCAAGCAUGUGAAAGCAUAUAUCAAGCCAGGCCAGAAGGUUCCGCCAUCUUACGAUAAUUUAAUACUUUUUCACGGGGUUUCUGGCAAAGAAAAAGAUAAUUGGAGGAUGUAUUGUGGAAGAUGGUUUGGUGUCAAAAAACUCUAA
Molecule: messenger RNA, 528 nt
Organism: Thamnophis sirtalis
Lineage: Eukaryota; Metazoa; Chordata; Lepidosauria; Squamata; Natricidae
Source: RefSeq, a predicted model, not a curated record